UGAUAAAGUUGUUAGAUUACAUAAACAUAAUUUAAUUCCUCCAUAUGUCUUAAUCUUCAGAUGGACGAACAAGAAUUACGAGCCGAAUUGGAGAAACAAGACGAUGACGAGGAGUUUGAAGAUGCUGCAGAAAAGAUUAAUCUGCCAAGUGAUAUGGACUUGGCAACGUCCAUAUCAGAGACAAGUAUUGCCCUUAAGUUAUUCCUUAAUAACAAAUUUACGGAUGCGAAGGAGAGAAUGGAACCACAUUCGUUGAAGAGUAUGUAUCCUGCUUUAGGUUAUGGAACCAUUUUAUAUCUUCAAGCUGUCAUGACAUUUGACAUGACAGAUAUAGAAACAGCUAUACAGACCAUUAAAAAAUCUGUUGCUGUUUGUAACAGAUUUCGACGGAAAACAACCGUCAUGGGGUCAUUCCGUAAAUCUUUAACCAAAGUUAAUUACAACGAUCUUUCAGAAGAGGAAAUCCAUGCUGAAAUAUGUUAUGCUGAAUGUCUGUUGUUACGUGCAUUACUCACGUUUAUACAAGACGAGAAUUUAAUCAGUUUUGUUAAAGGUGGACUCAAAAUACGUGAAUGUUAUAAAAUAUAUAAAGAAUGCAAUAAAAUAUUAAAAUCAAGGAAAUGGACGGAUGAAGAACAUCGGUUACAUUUUGAGAGUGGAGUAAGGAUGGGUGUUGGUGCCUUUAAUUUGAUGAUCUCAUUAUUACCUGGUAAAGUUAUGAAGUUGUUGGAAUUUGUAGGAUUUUCUGGCAACAAGCAAUUAGGUUUAUCUGAAUUAGAGAAUGGUUGUAAGAUGCAGAGUAGUUUACGAGGACCGUUGUGUUCUAUAGUACUGGUGGCAUAUCAUACAGUUGUAACAUAUGUUCUAGGACUGGGUGAUGGAGAUAUUGAAUUAGCAUCGGAAAUAUUAAAACCAUGUUUAAUGAAUUAUCCUAAGGGUGCUUUAUUCUUGUUUUUUGCUGGUCGAAUUGAAGAAGUAAAGGGCAACAUUGAUGAGGCUAUUUAUAAAUUUGAAGAAUCUAUAGAUUCCCAGUCUGAAUGGAGACAGUUUCAUCAUUUAUGUUUCUGGGAGUUGAUGUGGUGCCAUUGUUUUAAAGGUGAUUGGUUAUUAGCUAUGAAAUAUGCUGAACGAUUAUGUCGUGAGAGUCGAUGGAGUAAAGCCACGUACACCUAUCAAAAGGCAGCUUUUCUAACGAUGUGUGAUGACCAAUCAGAACAUACCAUAGCACAUGUAACGUACCUCUUCAGUGAAGUACCAAACUUGAAACAGAGGAUAGCAGGGAAGUCCCUCCCAUUCGAAAAAUUUGCAGUGGCCAAAACUUUGAGAUAUGCUGAACAGAAAGAAAGAUUGACACUACCAGCUCUAGAAUUAAUCUAUGUAUGGAAUGGUUUUAAUAUUAUCGGUCAGAAAAUGUCUCUGUUGGAUCCCAUGUUGACUAUUAUAGAACAAACAAUUAAUCAACUCCAAAAUAAAAAAGACGAGUAUAUAUAUUUCUAUGAUGACUAUGGAUUAGCUCUGUUAUUAAAAGGUGUAUGUUUAUAUCAUAGAGGACAACUGUUUCAAGCUAAUCAGUGCUUUAUAGAACUUAUUUCAUAG
Messenger RNA from Patella vulgata (common limpet), 1596 nucleotides. Its product is annotated as tetratricopeptide repeat protein 39B. NCBI's taxonomy places the organism in Eukaryota, Metazoa, Mollusca, Gastropoda, Patellidae. The record is from RefSeq and is a predicted model, not a curated record. The coding region runs from base 61 to 1596 and encodes 511 amino acids. Gene Ontology annotation, molecular function: protein binding. The transcript has 16 exons.